Lutzomyia longipalpis is the source of this 2985-nucleotide messenger RNA. RefSeq names its product eukaryotic translation initiation factor 3 subunit C (gene eIF3c). Gene Ontology annotation, molecular function: RNA binding; translation initiation factor binding; translation initiation factor activity. Gene Ontology annotation, cellular component: eukaryotic translation initiation factor 3 complex. The record is from RefSeq and is a predicted model, not a curated record. The transcript has 5 exons. Gene Ontology annotation, biological process: translational initiation. Lineage: Eukaryota; Metazoa; Arthropoda; Insecta; Diptera; Psychodidae. Bases 103 to 2799 code for a protein of 898 amino acids.
AAACUCUUCAACAGUCUGUGACUUUUUGCAGUGUGUCAAGUUUUCCAUUCGGUCCUGCGUUUUUACAAAUUAAUCCAGGAUUUUUGAGUAAAAUUUGUGAAGAUGCCACGUUUCUUUGCGACAGGAAGUUCCGACUCGGAAUCCGAGUCUCUGAGUGAUGAUGAGCAGAUUGCCCAUAAGCCAGUCACUGCACAAUUCUCGUUCAGUGACGAUGAGGAAGAGGUUAAGCGCGUUGUGCGAUCUACAAAGGAGAAGCGCUACGAGGAAUUGUCGAACAUCAUCAAGAACAUUCGAAACUACCGGAAAAUUAAGGAUAUGUCCAGUAUUUUGACUAGUUUUGAAGAUCUAACACGUGCAUUCGCCAAGGCACAGCCAAUUAUUGCGAAGGAGGAAAAUGGAAUCACCCCGCGUUUUAUUAUUCGUUCUCUGGCCGAAUUGGAGUCUUUCAUUACGAAUAUGUGGGAAGAUCGAGAGGGUAGGAAGAAUCUCUCGAAGAAUAAUUCCAAAAGUCUCGGGACCCUUAGGCAGAAAUUUAGGAAAUACAUUAAGGAUUUCGAAGAAGAACUGACAAAGUUCCGCGAAGCUCCGGAUUUGGAUGAUGAGGAGGAAGAAGAGAAGAUUGUCGAGGAAGAUUCUUCCGAGGAUGAAGAGGCACCAGCCCCCAAAGCUGUGUCCUUCAAAAAGGAACCAAGCGAGAAACCGGCUAAAGCACCCAAGGAUGAAGAUUCUGAUGAUUCUACAUAUUGGGGAUCCGAUAGUGAAUCUGACUAUGAUUCCUCAGAGGAGGAGCAUCAGUAUGCAAAUAUCCGUGAACGGUAUCUGAAGAAGACCACGGAAAAGGAUGAAAAGGAGGAGGACUAUGAGAAGAAGAAGCAGAAGAAGGUGAAGGAGGGAAAGAUAAAGAAACGUCGUGAGGAGGAUGAUGAGGAGGGAGAAUGGGAAACGGUGACAAAGGGGCCAGCUACGUCCGCAGAGAAACCCAAAAUGUUUGCAAAGGAUGCGGAAAUUGAUGUGAAUUUGGUGCUGAAUAAGCUGAUUGAGAUUAUGUCGGCACGAGGGAAGAAGCGGACCGAUCGUAGGAUGCAAAUUGAAUUGCUGAAUGAACUUUUGGAGAUUACGGAGCAACACAACUUGGGCACAGCGAUUGGCGUUAAGAUUCGUUUCAAUAUCAUUUCUGCUGUCUUUGACUACAAUCCCAAGAUUAAUGAACCAAUGAAACCGGAACUGUGGACGAAGCUGCUGGCUAUGAUGAAGGAAAUGCUGAAUCUCCUCAUUUCAGCCAAAAACAUCACUUUGUCGGAGUCAGUGCUCGAUGAGAUGGAGGAGUACGAUAAGCCUCCGUACAUGGUGUGUGGAUGUGCUCUAACAGCAGCUGAGCGUCUCGAUGAUGAAUUCACCAAGCUCCUGAAGGAGUGCGAUCCCUAUGGGAAUGAGUACGUUGAACGUCUCAAGGAUGAAGUAACCGUGACUGGGGUUAUUGAGCAGGUUCUCAAAUACGUCGAAGGUAUGGGCAAUGAGACGGAGAUCUGUCGUGUCUAUCUUCGAAAAAUUGAUCAUCUCUACUACAAAUUCGAUCCGAAUGUGCUGAAGAAGAAGAAUGGAGAAUUACCAGCUGACACUCUUACUUCCUUGGAUGAGAUGGAGCGUCUCUGCCGGUAUAUCUAUGCCAAUGAUAAUACCGAUCGUCUGCGAACACGAGCAAUUUUGUGCCACAUCUAUCACCACGCGCUGCACGAUAAUUGGUUCCAGGCACGUGAUCUUGUGCUCAUGUCUCACCUCCAGGAGACAAUUCAGCACAGUGAUCCACCCACGCAGAUCCUGUACAAUCGCACAAUGGCCAAUUUGGGGUUGUGUGCUUUCCGACAGGGCAACAUUAAGGAUGCCCAUCAGUGUCUUGUGGAUCUCAUGAUGACGGGAAAGCCACGAGAACUCCUGGCUCAGGGCUUACUACCGCAGCGUCAGCAUGAGCGUAGUUUGGAGCAGGAGAAGGUUGAGAAACAACGUCAGAUGCCAUUCCAUAUGCAUGUUAAUCUUGAGCUUCUUGAGUGCGUCUACCUUGUUUCGGCUAUGCUGCUGGAGAUUCCCUACAUGGCAGCGCAUGAAUUUGAUGCUAGACGUCGUAUGAUCAGCAAAACUUUCUAUCAGCAACUUCGAUCGUCUGAACGUCAAUCCCUCGUUGGUCCACCGGAAUCAAUGCGUGAGCACGUUGUGGCAGCAGCAAAGGCGAUGCGAUGUGGCAAUUGGAAUGCAUGCGCCACGUUCAUUGUCAACAAGAAGAUGAACACAAAGGUGUGGGAUUUGUUCUACGAAGCAGAUCGUGUGCGAGAGAUGUUGAUAAAGUUCAUCAAAGAGGAAUCGUUGAGGACGUACCUCUUUACGUACUCCAAUGUGUAUUCCUCAAUUAGUAUUCCCUCCCUUGCGGCAAUGUUUGAUUUACCCAAAUUGAAAGUACAUUCGCUCAUUAGUAAGAUGAUCAUCAAUGAGGAGCUCAUGGCAUCAUUGGAUGAUCCCACGGAGACCGUUGUCAUGCAUCGCUCUGAACCGAGUCGUCUACAGGCACUUUCAAUGCAACUCGCCGACAAGGUGACGAAUCUUGUGGAUGCCAAUGAGAGGAUAUUUGAGAUGAAGCAAGGAAACUUCUUCCAGAGUAAAAAUCAGGGUCUUCGUGAUCGUGGGAACUACCGUAACCAGGAUAAUCAGAAUCGCAACUGGAACUCCAAUCGCAGAGACAGGGACAACCGUGAAUACCGUGAACGUGGGAACCGCAAUCGCCGUGAGCAGCGCAUCGAGGAAGACUAAAAUCACUUUCUUUUUUCAUGUGCAUUUCUUCUUCGAUAUUACAGACGCUCCGAGACCGCAGAACUAAAGGCGCGCGCUAUGGCAUUAAAAAGCAACAUAAAGUUUUUUUUAAAUUAUAUAAUAUUCUUUUUUUUUAAAUUGAAUUUCAACGCAUCUCUAAAAUAAAGGAAGAUAGCGCAUAAUGGA